This is a messenger RNA of Centruroides sculpturatus (bark scorpion), 3100 nucleotides long. Its product is annotated as coiled-coil domain-containing protein 40-like. Gene Ontology annotation, biological process: axoneme assembly. Bases 274 to 1968 code for a protein of 564 amino acids. The record is from RefSeq and is a predicted model, not a curated record. Lineage: Eukaryota; Metazoa; Arthropoda; Arachnida; Scorpiones; Buthidae. The transcript is spliced from 11 exons. Gene Ontology annotation, cellular component: cytoplasm.
UAAAACUAAACUAAUAUAGUCUAAACACUUUUGUAUUCUGUAUUGAUAUUAAUACUGUAAUUACAUUAAUUUAGAAAAUAUUAUGUACAUAUAAAAAUUAUAUAGCGACAUUUUAAAAAAUUAUUUCAAGAAUAUUUAAGCCACGCUUCUAAAAUAUAAAUUUAAAAAUUAUUCGAAUAAACAUAAUUUCGGUUUUAAACGGAAAAAAAUUCGAAAGUGCUUUUUUCGAAUACGAACUUUGCAGUUAACUUGGAACGAAAGUCGAAGAAUACAAUGAAUAUAUUUGAAAAAAUGAAAGGAGCUGGAGAUUUACCAGCAAUGACAAUGCCGAACGAGUUUGCUUCGUUGCAUCCAGAUCAUAUUUUGUUGGAAAAUUUUCAAAAUAAUGUAAAAGAAUUCUAUCAGAAGCAAUUGGAAGAAGCUAGAAAUGAACUGAAUGGAUUAGAAAAACAUUUGAAGUCAAAAACGGAAUAUCAUAAUGAAUUAGAAAAAAAACUAGAAAGACAGCAAGAUGAGUUGAUGAAAUAUAAGAAAGAAUUAGAAAAUCUUGAAAGUUUAUGUAGUAAAAUAAAUAAGUCAAUUGAAACCGAAAGCAAUGAACUGAAGAUUAUAAGUGAAGAAUAUAAUAAUGCAAAGAAGUUAAAUGAUGCAGCUAAAGCAGAAGAAGAAAAAUUGCAAAUUGAAAGAAAAAAUUUAGAAAUAGAAGUUGCAAGACUAGAGGCUUUAAAAGAAAUCACUUAUUCAGAAAAGGAUAAUGCGCAAUGUGUUGCAAAAAGAGUAGGAAUUGAGAAAUCUGCACUGAAAUCAGAAAAUUAUCAAAUAGAUAUGCUGAUUAGCAAUCUCCAGGAACAUCUUUUAACUGAAAAAGAAAAAGCAAAUCUUUUUAAAGCACAAUGUUCUGCUCAACAAGAAGAAUUAAGUACUUUGAAAGAUCAUGUAAUCAAAACAAAAACAGAAAUUAAGACAAUUCUUCUGGACAAUAAAAAUUUGCUUUCAAUGUGGAAAAACAUUUUAAAUGUUAUAACAGAAAAAAGUAUAGAUAUUGUGAAGAUUCAAGAAUUAAUUAAAGAACAGCAGGGAAAAAUAUUAACAGGAAAUGCCAAACUGAAUGAGUUAAAAAAUAGAUCCAUUAGAAAAGAAUUAGAAAAAAAUGAAUAUUUUAACUUGACCCGAAAACAAAUUUUAUCCAAACUUGCAAAUAAAGAAAGAAAUAAAGAAAAGCAUAACACUGAAUUGCAAAAUAUAAUGGCUGAUAGUACAAUAGUACAAAAAACAAUUUGUGAAUUGGAGAAACAAGUAGAUCUUUGCAAUGGUCAAUUAUAUGUAAAAGACAAGAUAAAUGCAAAUUUAAGAAAUCAAGUUCAGAUAGCUGCUUCGCAAUGUAAAGAUAUAAAAAAGGAAAUCAUGACAAUAUUGGAAGAAACAUUUUUCCGAAAUAAUGUUUUCAAAAGUUUGAAUCAAAAAUUAACUUCUUUGAUGGAACAACUACUUGAACAGACAAAUGUUAAAACUGAAACUGAAAAUGAAAUGUCAAAACUUCUUUUAGAAGUUCAGAAUGUUAAUUCUAAGAUACAUCAACUUCAAUUAGUAUAUAAUGAGCAAAUUGAAAUAAUUGAUAAUGAAAAAAAUAAAUUAGCUGAAAAUGAAAAAGAAAUUUGGAAAAAUAUGAAGCUUUCUUCAACAAAACAAAAUCUGAUUGCAACUUUAACUAAAAAACUUGAAGACAUGAUUUCUCUUGCAGGGGGUGUAGAACUUGGACCAUUAGAGAGAGAGAUUGAAAAUUUUAAGCGUGAUAUAUGUAUAUUAGAGAAUAAAUAUUUAGAAACAGAAAAAUUAUGGAAAAAUCAACAGAAUGAAAUGAUAAAUAUGAGUGAUGAAAUUGCAGUGUCUCUCAAAGAAUUGAGUUUUGUCAAUAAAGAGAUUGCUGUUUUAGGAAAGCAAAAUGAAAGAUUAAAUGGUAAAUUAUAAAUUCAUUUUUUAUUUCAAUAUAAAGUAUAUCAAUAUCUGAAUACCAUUAAAUGUGUGUAAAUACUCCAAAUAACCAUUAAAAGGUGUUUAUUUAUUUCUAUAAUGAUGAUUUUUGCAUACAGUGGACCCUGUUUACCCAGAUUUCUAGUUUUUUAAAUUAUAAAACAUAAUUCCUCUCUAAAAAGUAUGAAAGAUAGACAUAUGAAAAACUUAUAAAUGCAAAACAAUCAAAGGACUCCUAAGUAUAUUCUUACCUGAGUGUAAUGUUGCAACUUGCAAGAAUACACUUGUUUUCAAUGAAUCAGCAUGAUGAUGAUAAUUGUUAUGAAUUCUGUGAAGGUAUUCUUUGAGUUUAAUUAAUACCUUGUUGAAUCUUUUCUACUCUUUUAGGAUUUUCAAUUAUAAAAAAAUUGCUUUUCCUAUUGAAUAAAAAUGUUCUCACGACAGUCAAUUUGUUAAUAAGUUUAUUGUUUGUAAUCUUGCAAACUAUUAUUCAUUCAGUACCCAUAGCUACUAUUGUUUCACUGGGUUUCAGUCAUCUUCAAUCUUUUGUGAAGUAAACACCAUUAAAACGAUGUCUAAGUGGUUAUUAUGAUGGAGAAGAAAUUAGAAGCAUUUGGUAGAAUUGAUAAAUGUGAAAUUUUGAGGACCAUUGCUGAAGAGGUCAGAGUUGAGACUUCUGCUGUGUCAGAUUCAAAGAAGAAUCAAAGAAAUUGAAGAGUUUUGUUGCAAAAUGAUUUCCAAAAAUAGUCUAUAAACUUGAGGAACAAUAAAGAAGGCAAAAUAUGCAGGAUUGUAGCAUUCUGAUAUCAGGUCCAAUUUUACAGGAGAAAGCACUAAGUUUAAAUAGCAAGUUACCUGAAGGAAAUCCCUCAUUCAUGGCUAGCCUAGGUUGGUUAAACAGAUGGAAAACUCUUUGUGGUAAAUGUCAACUUGUGUCUAGUGCAGGGGUGGCCAACAGUUUUUGCCCGAGCUGAACUGGAAAGAGAACUUUUUCCACAGGCCGAACUAGAGGCUGCCCUAGGAAGAUUUUGAGGUGGUGCAAGAUCUCAUUGUGGUGUCACCCGUAGAGACUGAAUUGUGGAUAGAGAUUACAGAUAAAUUUUUCACGUUAUCAUGCUUUAUCAACAUU